AUGGGAGGUGCGGUGAGUGCCGGUGAGGACAACGAUGAGCUGAUAGACAAUUUGAAGGAAGCACAGUACAUCCGGACCGAACUGGUGGAGCAGGCUUUCCGAGCGAUUGACCGCGCAGAUUAUUAUCUUGAAGAGUUUAAAGAAAAUGCGUACAAAGACUUGGCAUGGAAGCAUGGGAACAUCCACCUGUCGGCUCCGUGCAUCUACUCAGAGGUGAUGGAAGCCCUGGACUUGCAGCCUGGGCUCUCGUUCCUGAAUCUGGGCAGUGGCACCGGCUACCUCAGCUCCAUGGUGGGGCUCAUUUUAGGUCCUUUUGGGGUAAACCAUGGUGUGGAGCUUCAUCCAGAUGUGAUUGAGUACGCAAAGCAGAAACUAGACUUCUUCAUCAGGACCAGCGACAGUUUCGACAAGUUUGACUUCUGUGAACCUUCCUUUGUUCCUGGCAAUUGCCUGGAGCUUUCUCCUGAUUGCUCUCAGUAUGACCGGGUGUAUUGCGGUGCAGGUGUGCAGAAGGAGCAUGAGGACUACAUGAAGAGUCUUCUCAAGGUGGGGGGCAUCCUGGUCAUGCCCCUGGAAGAGAAGUUGACUAAGAUAACGCGCACGGGACCUUCUGCUUGGGAAACCAAAAAGAUCCUGGCUGUUUCCUUUGCUCCUCUGGUCCAGCCGCGCGGCUCAGAGUCGGGGAAAUCAAGACUCGUCCAGUUACCCCCCCUGGCGGUCCGGAGCCUCCAGGACUUGGCUCGCAUUGCCAUCCGGGGCGCCAUUAAGAAGGUCAUUCACCAGGAAGCAGUGAGCAGAAAUGGGGACGGACUGAAAGCCACUCCCAGGUUCAAGCGAAGGAGAGUGCGCCGCCGUCGAAUGGAAACCAUUGUCUUCUUAGACAAAGAGGUCUUUGCCAGUCGGAUUUCCAACCCGUCUGAGGACAACAGCUGUGAGGGUUUGGGAGAGGAGCAGCGGGAAGAAGAGGAGCAGAGCCCAGCUGAGACAAAGCCAGAGCCCCCCGUGAACUUCCUGCGGGAGAAGGUCCUGAGCCUGCCCCUGCCUGACCCCCUGAAGUACUACCUGCUCUACUACAGGGACAAGUGA
Messenger RNA from Pipistrellus nathusii (Nathusius's pipistrelle), 1086 nucleotides. Lineage: Eukaryota; Metazoa; Chordata; Mammalia; Chiroptera; Vespertilionidae. The record is from the annotation of a GenBank genome assembly.